Anarrhichthys ocellatus (wolf-eel) is the source of this 1653-nucleotide messenger RNA. It is a transcript of the gene mpc2b, whose product is annotated as mitochondrial pyruvate carrier 2b. NCBI's taxonomy places the organism in Eukaryota, Metazoa, Chordata, Actinopteri, Perciformes, Anarhichadidae. The transcript is spliced from 5 exons. The record is from RefSeq and is a predicted model, not a curated record. Gene Ontology annotation, cellular component: mitochondrial inner membrane. Gene Ontology annotation, biological process: pyruvate import into mitochondria. Bases 278 to 706 code for a protein of 142 amino acids.
UCACCUCCUUGUCUUGUGGGUCAGUCAGAAGCUACUGAGAAGCUAGCAGAGCUAGCAUGGUCACAGUGGUUCAGAGGGAAGGUCGAUGGUAGGACGGCAGCAUCUUCACAGAUAGUUUAACCCACCUGUCAUUUAUUUAUUUGACAACCUCGUGCAAAUACACGAAGGCGAACGUUUUUUAAAAAAAAAAGUAUUUAGCUUGCUAACCAUUUUAGCGAGCUAGCUUGAAGUUCCGCUUAGCGUCUUCACCUCCAUCGGGACAUCUAACGUUACAGCCAUGGCUGCGUUGAGAGUGUCCUAUCACAGGAUCCUGGACAAGAUCGAGCACAUGCUGCCCAGCAAACUGAGACCUCUAUACAACCACCCGGCAGGUCCAAAAACAGUUUUCUUCUGGGCCCCGGUGUUUAAAUGGGGUCUGGUUGGAGCUGGUUUGGCUGAUAUGACUCGACCAGCAGACAAACUCAGUACCUCCCAGUCUGCAGUGCUGACGGCCACCGGCCUGAUCUGGUCCAGAUACUCGCUGGUCAUAAUCCCCAAAAACUGGAACCUGUUUUUGGUCAACUUCUUCCUCGGCAGCGCUGGAGCCUCCCAGCUCUACAGGAUCUGGAGGUUCAACCAGGGUCAGAAGGCCAUAGAGGCCGAAGAGGCUGAAGAGGCCGAAGAGGCUGAAGAGGCUGCAGCAUCUAAAGAGGCUGCAGAGUCCUAAUCGCUUCUGUUACCAACGCUCCGCUUCCCUCCGUGGACUGAAAGGGAGACGUCUCACUGGGCACAAAGUGGCCCCUUCCUAUCAUCGGCCCAUAUUGUCUCCAUAAUACUCAUGCCAUAACCAUUGUUCUACCCUGUUGGAAAUGUGCACUUUUCCUUGAGUUUCAAAUCUCCUCAGAAGAGACAGAACCAUCUUCAACACACACUCAAGAGUUAUUGUCAACGCACAAGUAUUACUUGUUUUAACAUGUAUGAUUGUAAAUUCUGUGUUCAUGCUUUAAGUCUCGUGCACCAGUUGGGAAGUUUUUGCUUUUUUUUCCCCCAUCAUCAUAUUUCAGGUGUAGCAAACAGUACCUCAUGCACUAAUUUCCCAAAACAUGUAAGUCUCGGAUAUGUGUUGAACGUGUUUAAAGGAAUGUUUCCAGAUUAAAUUAAGGACCUUGUCACAUUAAUCUAUUCGUUUAUGUAUUUAUAAUUAGGUUACAGUUGCUGUACCUCAGUGAUUAUUAAAUCAUUAUUACCAUGUAAUGAUUUCUUGCAUUUUAACAGCUUUAAUCUGUGAGCGAAUCAUAACUUAUUAAUCACUUGAUUAAAUAAUUGUCUUGUGAAAACUAUAGAAAGUUAUUUUGAUUAUCAGCACCACUUAAACCAAUGGCACGUGUUUAACCCGUGCAGCUUUUUAUUGAUUUGAGUCGACGAAGCAAAAACUGACACGCCAACGGCUCUUUAUUAUCACAAUCCUGUUGAAUGCUUUACUAGAAAGGUGUUUCAUAUUUGUGUGAGAAUAGUACUUCCAUUAACACGUUCCCAACUUAGUUUACACGUUAGAAUCCUAUGAAUAUUUUGGAAAAUGGUGUCAUCACUUUUGAAUAUUUCUUGAUCUGCUGAUUGAACAAAUGGUACUUUGGUCGGCUGUGUGAUUCUAAUAAAUCCUGUUUAAUACCUGCA